AUGAAGGACAACAAUGGAGAACAUGUGAGCUAUGAAGCUUUUGAAGACACAGAACAGGAUUUAUCAAAAGAUCAACAACCCCACCCCAAAAAGGAGAUGAAGACUCCAAUCACUGAUGCUGUUAAAGCUGCAGUCUCUGUAUUCAGGAUUGUGCUGCUGGGCAAAAGUGAGGAUAAGAAGACAAGACUUGGUAACUUCAUCAUUGGGUACCAAGGAUUUCACUGCCAAAGACAGUCACCAAUAAUGCACUGUGUGGCCUGCUGUAGAGAGUGGAGAGGAAAGCCAUUAACAGUAGUGAAAACUCCAGACCUGCUCACUCUGCCUGUGGAGGACAUGAGAAAAACAGUAAAGAGCUGUGUGAGUCUCUGUCCUCCUGGACCAAAUGUUCUGCUGCUGUUGGUCAAACCUUCUGAACUCACUGAGGAGAAGAGAAAAACUCUGAAGUCCAUCCUGAGUCUGUUUGGUCACAAUGCCUUUAAACACUCAAUGGUCGUCAUCACACAUGAGAAUGAAAUGAGUUUCUCUGUGAAUGAAGUCCUCAGAGAAUGUGGAGGAAGGCACUACAACAUGUUUCACGAUAACUAUAGAUUAUUAAUGGCGAAGAUUCAGGAAAUGACAAAUCAAUACAAUCACCUGAUCAAACCAUCUUUAAACCUGGUUCUAUUUGGGAGGAGACGAGCAGAGAAGACUUUAGCAGCCAAGGCCAUUUUAGGUCAGACUGAGCUUCAUUCAGCCUCCAACUCAUCAGAGUGUGUUAAACAUCAGGGAGAGGUGUGUGGACGUUGGGUUUCCCUGGUGGAGCUGCCUGCCCUGUAUGGAAAACAUCAGCAGGCAGUGAUUAAGGAAUCACUCAGGUGUAUCUCCCUCUGUAAUCCUGAGGGUGUCCAUGCCUUCAUCCUGGUACUACCUGUGGCUCCCGUCACUGAUGAAGACAAGGGAGAGUUAGAGAUCAUCCAGGAUGCAUUCAGCUCUCGAGUCAAUGACUUCACCAUGAUUCUGUUCACCGUGGACUCAGAUCCUACAGAUCCAGCUGUUGGUAACUUUGUAAAGAAAAACCAGGACAUCCAGGAGCUCUGUGAGAGCUGUGGAGGAAGAUCUUUUGUUCUUAACAUCAAAGACAAACAGCAGAUCCCACAGCUGUUGGAAACUGUGGAAAAAAUCAGUGUCUACAGAGACAAAUCAUACUGCUACACAAUGUACACAUUUGGACAAGCCCAACUAGAGAAGAUGUUACAACAAGAGAAAUUCAUCACCCAACUUUCGGUCACCAAGCGCUGUCAGAAAGAACAGGGUGACGUGAACGGCCGUCCUGUUAUUGUGGUCGACACUCCUGGAUUGUUUGACAACAGUUUAACACAUGAACAGAUCAAUGAGGAGAUGGUGAAAUGCAUCAGCCUCCUGGCUCCAGGACCACACGUCUUCCUGUUGGUGUUAGAGAUUGGCAGACUCACCCCAGAGGAGAAGGAGACACUGGAACUGAUCAGGAAAGGUUUUGGGAAGAAUUCAGAAAAGUUCACCAUCAUUCUUUUAACAAAAGGAGAUACGUUGGAACAUACAAAGGUGUCUGUUGAAGAAUACAUUGAAAAAUCAGAAGAUUCCUUUAAGAAGCUGAUCUCUGACUGCGGAGGAAGAUACCAUGUGUUCAAUAACUUUGAUAAGCAAAACCGCUCACAGGUCAGUGAGUUGAUAACAAAGAUUGACACCAUGGUGAAGGACAAUGGAGGACGCUGCUACACCAAUGAGAUGCUGGAAGAGGCUGAAGCUGCGAUACAGAAAGAAGUUCGAGGUAGCACCUGGAGUGGAGGUCUUGUCUCCCUCACUCCCGCCUUCCUGGACCUGGGCCGCUUGCUGCUAAUACGACGUGGCCUGCCGGCCCACCACUCACUUGCCUGCCUCCCCACGUCUCGACCGCUUCCCGGCCUUCCGUCCCACCUGUCCCCUCCACCUGGAACCAAUGCCCCGGCCCCUGCCUAG
Molecule: messenger RNA, 1974 nt
Organism: Maylandia zebra (zebra mbuna)
Lineage: Eukaryota; Metazoa; Chordata; Actinopteri; Cichliformes; Cichlidae
Source: RefSeq, a predicted model, not a curated record